Neurospora tetraspora is the source of this 1901-nucleotide messenger RNA. RefSeq lists its product as uncharacterized. Gene Ontology annotation, molecular function: electron-transferring-flavoprotein dehydrogenase activity; flavin adenine dinucleotide binding. The record is from RefSeq and is a predicted model, not a curated record. Gene Ontology annotation, cellular component: cytoplasm. The transcript has a single exon. Bases 412 to 1848 code for a protein of 478 amino acids. NCBI's taxonomy places the organism in Eukaryota, Fungi, Ascomycota, Sordariomycetes, Sordariales, Sordariaceae.
CGUUUUUCUCGUCCAACGUUGGCUCUCACUUUUGGACGCCGGUAUUGGACUUUCCCGUGUUUUGUGCGACAUUGGAAGGCGGAAUUGGCAAGGGAGCGAUAACGAGCUACCAAGUAAACAAAGGCGAUAACCGAUAAGAGCUAUCUGCGGCUGUCUCCCUCCCUUCCUCUUCUUCCUCGCGACCACCACGUGCGACCUCACGAUCUCGCAUUUUUGGUCAACAAACGGCGGAUAUUACACUUCUAGCUUUCAGUUCGCUAGCUAUCACCUUAGCAUCUGUCCAUCCACGAAACCAAUAUUAAUCCAGCAUCAGGCGCCCACCCCCUCGACGUCGUGCCAUCAGCUCCUCCAACCUCACCUCUUCAACGCGCCAUACCACCCAACUUGACCACAACAAUACCAACCCCAAAGAUGGCGUCCACCGAACCGCAAUCAGCAUUCGCUGACAAUACUGCCCCGGCUCCCACCACCACGUCCACACCCCUCCCAACCACCAUCGUGAUCCUCGGCGGCAACCUCGCCGGCCUGGGCGUGCUACACACCCUCGCCCGACACACCAUCCCCGCCCUCCAGCGCAUCCCCUCUCAACCCUCUCUUCCGCAAUACAAAAUCACCCUGAUAACCCCCAACAGCCACUUCUUCUUCAAGCCCGCCUCUCCUCGCGCCUUGAUCCAACCCGAUCUCUUGCCAGGAGGAGAAGCAAAGGUGUUCAGGGAUUUGUCCGACUCCGUGAAGCAAUAUGGGGAACUGGUGACGGUAGUGAAAGCAUUUGCCACCGAUGUGGACACGGCGAAGAAGGAGGUCAAGAUCAAGCAUGUGGACACGAAUUUCUCAGGCGACGGGAUGUUGGUUCCUCCCGAAUCAGAAGGAACCCCAACGGUCCGGUACGAUAUUCUGAUAAUCGCCACGGGCACCAAAGCGCGCUCGGCGUUGUGGACCAUGCCUGGUCCGGGAACGGAGGGGUUGCGGGCGGCGGAAGAUGCCACCAAGCGCGAGUGGGAAGGGAUUAGGACCAAGUUGAAGAACUUGCAGGCCGACACGCACCCGCAUCACUCAGUCCUGAUUGCAGGCGGCGGACCGGUGGGCGUUGAGACCGCUGGAGAAAUUGCCUCCCUACUAAAAGCGCAGGGAAAAACGGAGGGUGUCACCAUCACUCUCCUCUCCGGCUCCGACCGUCUUCUCAAUCGCAACUGCAACGAGAGCUUGGGGCGCAAAGCAGAGGCCUACCUCAAGAAAAACUUUGGCUCUUUGGUGGAAGUGAGCCACGGCGUCAAGGUCGUUUCCGUGUCCGAUUCUGUUUCGGGAGAAGGAGAGCAGACAGAGACCACGGUGGAACUCAGCGACGGCACCACCCGUGCCGUAGGCUUGUACAUCGACGCCACGGGCGGUUCGGGAAACGCCGACGACUUUCUGCCCAAAACCUGGCUGGACGCUUCUUCUCGCGUAACCACCAAAGACGCCUUCUUCCGCGUGCGCGGUUCUUCGGAAAACGAUCCCCAAGCGGACGGCAUCUACGCCGUAGGCGACGUCGUCUCCGGAAGCGAUAACACACUCAUCUCAACGAACUUCCAAGUCCCCGUCGUCUGCUCCAGCAUUGGGGCCGACCUCGCUGCGAAAAUCCUAGGCCCUGACGGCCAGGAGAACGGCAUGAAGCUGCCAGCCCCCCUAAAGCAAAAGACAUUCAAGAACAAGAUGGCCGGAACACUGUUGGUCCCCAUCGGCCCCGGUGGAGGUGUCGGGCAGGUUGUGGGGUGGGGGGUGCCGAGCUUUUUGGUGAAAGUUGCCAAGGCGAAGGGGUUCUUGGUUGAUAUGGCUGAGCCGGCUGUUACGGGGAGUCAGUGGAAGUAGGAGUUUCAGACUUGGGAGAAUUUGGCGGAGUGGGGGGUGGGGAGGUGGGUGCA